CCAUCAUUGCGUCAGGUUGAGUUGAUGUGUCUUCAUUUAUAAUUUUCGUUGCGAAACUUCACCAUCGAAUUGAGUUGAGUAUUUCACCAUCAUGGCACUUGUAUUCCACCUUGAUUGUUAGAAGGAAGGCCAAAAAGGCCUUCCAGCGAAUCAAACGAUCGCCAAAGGUAAGAACGUCGAAGUACACGACGAAAGGACCAAAAUUUUUGUGUCCCUGCGAGUUGUCUUACGCCAUCACAUCGCCACUUUCGUGCAACGUCAUAUCUCUUACUUGGCAAAAACGGAAUACACGUAAGGCCGUAUACGGACGCGUUUUGCUGAUUUGGUCGCCUCCGUUUCUCUUUAUUCGUACAACGAAAAAGAGUUUACUUGAAGGAAAAUUGCGUUGCUUUAAAUGAACUCUUCGACGACUCGGUACCAUCCCUAUCAGCGCAAUGCAUCCAAAACAAAUAUUGAAUCUACGCCAUUACCAAACUUGACUAUAACUCAUCAAGCGACGAAGCGAACAAAUGAUUUACCGCAGAUAUGCAAGGUUGGAAAAUACCUUUUAUUGGAACGUCCCGGUGGAAGUGCUUUAUACAAAGCAGUGGACACUGAAACAAGAACAGAACUUGCUUGCAAGAUAAUAGAUGUCAAUAAAUUCCGGGAGACACUAGCGCCGACCUUUCACUUGCCACCACACGAUGGCAUCAACAAGAUUAUCGAAAUUUUGGUCAGUGACUCCUACGCAUAUGUAUUUUUUGAGCGAUCCUUCGGAGAUUUACACUCGUACGUUAGAACGAAACGCAGACUUAAGGAGGAAGAAGCUAGCAAACUGUUUCAUCAGGUCGUCAGUUCAGUUGCACAUUGUCACGAAUCGGGUGUUGUCUUGCGCGACCUGAAACUCAGAAAGUUUGUGUUUCAAAAUCCAGAGAGAACUACGGUGAAACUUGAAGGAUUAGAGGACGCUUUUCCUCUUGAUGGACAAGAUGAUACGCUGGAAGACAAGCACGGGUGUCCGGCUUAUGUCAGCCCAGAGAUCUUGCAAGCAAGCGGCGGUUACUCUGGCAAGGCCGCCGAUGUCUGGAGUCUAGGUGUUAUGCUGUACACUAUGUUGGUUGGACGGUACCCGUUUCACGACACAGAACCCAGCGUGUUGUUCUCGAAAAUCAGGCGAGGACAUUUUACAAUUCCGGACACGAUCUCGUCGAAAGCGAAGUGUCUAAUUCGCUCUAUGAUGCGCCGGGAACCGACCGAGAGACUCUCGGCGCGGGAAAUUCUCGAGCACCCCUGGUUCAUGUCCAGUUUCCAUAUUACUAGUCCUUGUAAGAUAGAUCAGAAACUUGCCGAUCAAACAGUGCCAGACUUGGCCUCGGACGACACACCGUCUUUCUUUCUCUGAAUGCCGUAAAUAAUAGCAGAUUAUUUAAUUUACCUGUAUAUAACUUAUAUAUAUGUAGCUACCUGACGCAUUUAAUAGUGGCGAGACGAAACCGAGAGUAUGUUUUAAAAUAUCGCAGAGAAUUUAUCACUGAGAUCGAUUUUUCACUUCAAAAUUAUCAUUCUUUUUGGCUUUCUUGAUAUCGAUUUUUGACUCGUCUACAUCUUAUAUCUUGUUCUUGUGUGUACAUUCUGUUUUUAGUAUGAAUGGCUUUUUUUGUGCAAAGAUACUAUUUCAAGGAGGGUGGAACAUUUGAACAGCAUUCAUUUUCCAUGUUUUCACCUCUCAGUGCUUUUAUUAAGAAGGGAGUUAUUUUGCGAGCGCGCGCGAACGAAGCAGGGUUGUUGGUUUGAAAAUUACUUAGAGAAGGUUGGAACGUCCCAACAUUUACUGUGCUGCAGUCACGGUUUAUAGUUGUGAUUAAAGACUGAUAAAGCGUUGA
This is a messenger RNA of Orbicella faveolata, 1862 nucleotides long. RefSeq names its product tribbles homolog 2-like. Lineage: Eukaryota; Metazoa; Cnidaria; Anthozoa; Scleractinia; Merulinidae. Gene Ontology annotation, biological process: positive regulation of proteasomal ubiquitin-dependent protein catabolic process; protein phosphorylation; regulation of MAP kinase activity. Gene Ontology annotation, molecular function: mitogen-activated protein kinase kinase binding; ATP binding; protein kinase activity. Gene Ontology annotation, cellular component: nucleus. The record is from RefSeq and is a predicted model, not a curated record.